CCAAGUCACUCAUACUGCACAGACACAGUUAUUUCCAGCAAUUCCCAAGAUUCUAAGCCGAUAUUUUUAGUCUGCUAAGCCCAUCUCGACUGUUAUCAUGGCCCCUAAUAUCCUAAUCGGCACCGGCAGCUGGGACCACAAUUUUGGAAUCGACCAAGUCCGCGACCAGAUGGCGCAGCUGGAUAAGCUGAAUUGUCGCGAGAUAGACUCAGGCGCUCUCUACCCGUUUACUAAUCCGGGAAUGGCGGAGACUUUCCUCGGUGAGAUCGGAUACGAAGGCAUUAUUCUCGAUACCAAGGCCAUGUGGUUCGAUGGGGGCAACAAUACCCUUACGGUCAACGCGGUCCGGAAGUCCAUGGCCGAAAGUCUAGCACGCCUUAAAGCCGAGAAGGUUAACAUAUUCUACGCUCACGGUCCAGAUCACGCUACUCCGCUGAAGGAACAAGCCGCUGCGUUCGACGCCGUAUAUCGGGAGGGCAAAUGCGCGAAGACGGGCAUCUGCAACUUCUCCCCCGAAUCUUUCGCAGAAUACCUCGACAUCUGUGAGGAGAUGGGCUACGUGAAGCCAAGCGCCUUCCAGGGCCAGUACAACCUCCUAUGUCGCGGUUACGAGACGACUUUGUUCCCUCUUCUUCGCAAGCAUGGUAUUUCCUUCGUGGCAUACUCCCCCUUAGCCGGGGGCAUGCUAACAGGAAAGGUCACCCUGUCGAGCAACAACCCUGACGCGCUCCGAGGGACUCGCUUUGAAGUCUCUAAAGAUAAUCUCAUGGGAAUGGCAGGCAGGAACUGGUAUGACAAGCCGGUUUUCCACGAUGCGAUCCGCAAGCUCGAUGUUCUUUGUAAAACUCACGGAGUCGACAUGACUGAUGCUAGCAUGCGGUGGGUAUUACACCACUCGAUCUUGGACGGAGAGAAGGGCGAUGGUGUUAUUAUCGGUCCUCGAAGCCGGCACCAGUUGGAUAGCUACGCUGCCGCUAUUAAGGGAGGGCCACUGCCGCAAGGUCUCGUUGAGGGCAUGAACGAUCUUUGGGAAAAUGUAGCAGAUGAUGCCGCACCAAUCCUUGUCUAUUAG
Daldinia loculata is the source of this 1072-nucleotide messenger RNA. Its product is annotated as Aldo/keto reductase. The transcript is spliced from 2 exons. Gene Ontology annotation, cellular component: cytosol. Lineage: Eukaryota; Fungi; Ascomycota; Sordariomycetes; Xylariales; Hypoxylaceae. The record is from RefSeq and is a predicted model, not a curated record. The coding region runs from base 98 to 1072 and encodes 324 amino acids.